CUUUCCUUGAUGUUAUAAGUACCUCUCAGGCUUCCUGGGCGUCCACACUCAAAGGAAAUAUGCGAUGGAUGGCUCCUGAGCUGUUUGUAGAGCAGGAGGAUGGAUUUCAAGUUCGGCCAAGCGAGCAGAGCGACAUAGAUUCAUUCGGCGGCAUAAUGUCACAGAUCCUCACCAACGAAAUUCCUUAUUAUUACCUCUCGAGUGACGCCGCGAUCGUCUUAUGCAUACUAGUAGUUAGGUUGGAGACAGCCCUGGGGGGUCCUCCCGGGCUUGUUAUCCUGAGCUCCCUGAAAUAGUGGAUGUUUAUCUGUCCAGAUCUCGUUGGUUCUGACGCACCGUCUCGCAUUCAAAAUUCUGUUUACUGUACAGCGAGAUAAACAAAGCUAUGUAUACCUGUAUAGUAAACGUAGGCUUACCCCAAGAUUUCUCUUGUAAUAUUUUGCAGCACAACAAUGCAAGUACCG
Suillus subaureus is the source of this 464-nucleotide messenger RNA. RefSeq lists its product as uncharacterized. The annotation marks the transcript as partial. The record is from RefSeq and is a predicted model, not a curated record. Lineage: Eukaryota; Fungi; Basidiomycota; Agaricomycetes; Boletales; Suillaceae. The transcript has 2 exons.